UAAACGGUAAUCUGUGUCCGUACAGGUUAAAGCUCAUCCCUAUAAGAAUAGCCAAAAAUGACGGAUUUGCCCAUCCGCUGUACAUCUACAGCCUGUAGAACCGGAACUAAACUUUUCUUUUUGGUAAACAACCGGAACCAAACUUUAAACUUAUUAGACGACAACUCUUGACGUGAAGCUCGUCACUCCUUGCUUCCACGAGAGGUUUUGUUUUUAUUUUAAAUGGCGGCGGCGAUGAGACUCAAAGGAGGCGUUCUCAUCUCGAUCAUCUUCUUCUCCAUCGUCCUUUCUUCAUGCCCACUUGCUCACUCUUCUUCUACAAAAUCGUUCUUUUGGUUAGAAGAAAGAGAAGAUAUGAAAGCCAUGAAGAAGGAGAAUGAGAUUGGUGUUGUGGGAUCAGCUAACGAAGUUGAAGAAAGACAAGUUCCGACUGGAUCUGACCCUCUUCAUCAUAAACACAUCCCCUUUACUUCUCCAUAGUUUAAUUGCCUCUACAUCUUCUGUUUCGCACAAAUUCAUAGUAGUUUGUAGGACUUUUACGUUCUUUACUUCACUCUAUCGUUUUGUUUAUCCGAGUCAAAUUAAUUUCAGGUUCUUAAAUGAUUAA
Brassica rapa (field mustard) is the source of this 607-nucleotide messenger RNA. Its product is annotated as CLAVATA3/ESR (CLE)-related protein 40. Lineage: Eukaryota; Viridiplantae; Streptophyta; Magnoliopsida; Brassicales; Brassicaceae. The record is from RefSeq and is a predicted model, not a curated record.